AUGCCCAUACGCACGGCUGCACCACCUUUCAAUCAGCCCUCGGCGGAUCUCACACUCCGUACCGUUGACCUUGUCGACUUCUAUGUGAACUCGCCAAUGCUCGUCCAUGCCUCGCCGUUUUUUGCCGCCAUGCUCGCGCUUCCCCAGCCCGCUGCAACCCCACCUCCCUCUGCGGAUCAUCACGAUACAGCGUUGAACAAAACGCCCACCAUACCCGUGCCAGAGGACAGCACGACUCUCGACCUCCUCCUACGCCUAGUCUACCCCAUCUCCAAGUCUCGCGUGCAGAUGGAAGACCCGCGGGGGAUGGAACCCGUCCUACAAGCCGCAAUAAAGUAUGAGAUGGAGCUGCCCGUCGAAAUUCUGACUAGGAGGCUUUGCGAGAUUAUGCCCCAGAAUCCUCUGCAGGUGUGGGCGACCGCCUGCCGUACGGGCCUCGAGGACGUCGCACGCCGAGCCGCC
This is a messenger RNA of Trametes versicolor FP-101664 SS1, 462 nucleotides long. RefSeq lists its product as uncharacterized. The record is from RefSeq and is a predicted model, not a curated record. NCBI's taxonomy places the organism in Eukaryota, Fungi, Basidiomycota, Agaricomycetes, Polyporales, Polyporaceae. The annotation marks the transcript as partial. The transcript has a single exon.